Drosophila subobscura is the source of this 1316-nucleotide messenger RNA. RefSeq lists its product as uncharacterized. Bases 1 to 948 code for a protein of 315 amino acids. The record is from RefSeq and is a predicted model, not a curated record. The transcript has 4 exons. NCBI's taxonomy places the organism in Eukaryota, Metazoa, Arthropoda, Insecta, Diptera, Drosophilidae.
AUGAAGUCGUCUGUAGUGAUAAUCUUUAUCUGGAGCAGCUUCUACCUGCGCGGCGAGACUCUGCUGCAGCCCAGUCCUUGUGCUCGGGAUGCCUUUGCGAAUGGUUUGCUGCGCAGUCUGCUCCAACCUGAGACCCCGCAGCCCGUGGUGCUCUUCUCGCCCGCAUCCUUGCAAAAGCUUCUCGUGGCCUUCUACAACUUCACCUACCCGGAUCACAUGCGUUUGCUGGCCCAGGAUUUGUGUCUGAUUGAGGGCCACAGUUUUGUGCCCACCGAGGGGGCGGAGGUGCUCACGGGUCCGCUGCCCGUGCGCUUGCGGCAGGUGACGGCGGAUCUGAUCACGGGUCACAUUGCUGCCGACAUCGCGCAGGAGUACUUCGCGCAGGACUUUGCUGAGCUCGGAUCAGACAUUUUGCUGCGGAAUUACUUCAUUUACGAUGGGCAGCACGAGAUUGCCAGCAGCUUUCAUCGCAGUGUCUGGGAAUACUUCAACGUUGAGGUCCUGUCCAGGCGGCAACGCGGUGUGGGGGCGCUGCUGCAGCAGCUGGGCAUCGGCUCGCCGGAACUGCAGCUCUACAGUGGCCUCCAGUUCCAUGCACAUUUGGAUGAGCAAUUCCGCUCAGUGGGCAGGUACAGCUAUGCACGUGGAGAGUAUCGCUAUGCGGAAGGACUCCGGUUGGGUGGCAAGCUCGUGCCUUGCCUGGGCCUGGAGCUGCCGCUGCUAACGGAGACGAGUCCGAGUCUGCUCACGCUGCUGCUGCUGAUGCCGGCACCCAAAAUGUCGCUGGAACAGCUGGAGGCAGCGCUGCUGAGUGCGGAGCAGCGCAGUUAUCAGCAGCUGGCCGAGCAGCUCAUCCCCACGAGCGUUGCGGUGCGUUUGCCCAAUUUGCAGUUCUACAGCAAGGGUGACGCUGCAGCGUUUCACGAAGGAGAUGACCUGGCUCUUUGAUGCGCAGCUGCCGUACCACGGCAAUCCCCGACGCACUCGCCUCAAGCGCCUCGUGCAGACCGUUCGCCUGCGCAUCCACGCUCCUGGUGGUUCCUCCACGCUCGCAGAGUCCGCCGUCAAUCUGUUGCACUUCUUCUACACCAACAACACAUUCGAUUGCGCCACGCGGCCGUUUCUGUUCGUGGUACGAUCGAAGGAUGUCAUCUACUUCAUGGGCCGCCAUCGCCGCAUCUCCGCCCGGGCAGGCGCACACUUUGGCCGGAUCUAGGGAUCGGCCAGUGCCAGUUGUUACUUUCAUUAGGCUCCGCCGUUCGCGCACUUGACAAUGACGUAUCUGACGAGGCAUGUGAAAAAUUGCAGCUGAAAAA